AUGACAGCACUCCACUGGGCAGCUUUCCACAACCGGCCUCAACACACCCAAAUGCUGCUGAAGAAGGGGGCAGACCCCACCCUUGUGGACAAAGACUUCAAAACAGCUCUCCACUGGGCAGUCCAGAGUGGAAAUAGAAUUCUGUGUUCCAUCAUUCUGAGCCAUCACCAGGGUCCGUCCAUAAUCAACUAUGAUGAUGAGAGUGGCAAGACAUGCGUGCACAUCGCCGCAGCAGCAGGUUUCUGCGACAUCAUCAACGAGCUGGCAAGGGUCCCUGAGUGCAACCUGCAGGCUCUGGAUGUGGAUGACAGGACGCCUCUGCACUGGGCUGCAGCUGCAGGGAAAGCAGACUGUGUGCAGUCACUGCUGGAGCUGGGCAUGGACGGCAACCUGCGCGACAUCAAUGAGAGCACGCCCCUGGCCUACGCCCUGUACUGCGGCCACACGGACUGUGUCAAGCUCCUCUCCCAAGAGGGCAGAACAGAGCCUCCUAGACCCCUUCCUGCCCAGAACAGUAGACCCCAGAAGAAGGAGGGACGGUUCAGCAUGCUCAAUCAAAUCUUCUGCAAGAACAAAAAGGAAGAGCAGAGGGCCUAUCAGAAGGACCCCAGCAGGGACUGGCACAGAGGGGAGCACACCUCGGAAGUCGAUGACAUCAUCACCACCUUCGACAGCAACGUGGAUACCAACUGCCAAGAGCAGCCUGGUGAGCAGGUGGCUAUGGUUGACUUUAAGAAGAGGACCUCAGAAAACUCAAAAUAUCACUUGCCAGAAAAGAAGCCUCUGGCCCGUAAAGGGCUUCCACCAAUCAGAACACAGAGCCUCCCACCCAUCACCCUGGGCCAUAACUUCCUGACAGCCUCCCAGGGGGCCACUUCCCAUGCUGGCCUGAGCUCUGGUACUCAUCAUGCGGCCCAGCGAUCUCAGAAAAGCCGAAGUGAGCAAGAUUUGUUGAAUAACAGAACUGGCUGCCAGGCAUUGCUAGAUAACCCUUGGAAAGGUGAUUCUCACCCGGUGUUCUAUAAAGCCUGGACUAGGUCUUCAUCUGACAAGCUGCUAGACAGGUUGCUCACCAGCAGAUCUGGCCACCAGGAAGUAUCAGGGCCCCCACAUCUUCCUCAUCUACAUAAUCCUUCAUCAGGACAAAAUUUUCAGCACCUCUCCCCAAACAGACCCAAAAUCAGGGAUCUUCCUUUCACUCGGAACAACCUAGCUCCCCUACCAGACCAAAAAUUUCUGUCUGGAGAACCUCUACGGACCAACCGAGUGCUUCCUGCUAUUCCAAGCCAGCGGGGACACAGUCCACCAGCUGAAGAGAGUGAAAACUCUGCCAGUUCCACCAAUGAUGAAAAGUAGCUGUGGGUCACUGAUUGUGAAAAUAUAGACAAGAUCUAUUUUCAACUGUAAAAGAACAAGAUUACUCUAGUUCGUAAGAAUGAAGACUGAUCUAGUAAAUUGCAUUCUAUAAGCCAUUCAUGGUUUUUUAACUCAAAGUUCUUUGUUCCACAUAAGCACUUAGAAUCUUUAAUUGUGUAUAUAUAGCAAGUCUGUGAGUUUCUGUGACCUCUACAAGUCAAAUAAAAAGUCACAGUAUGUUAUCAGCAGGGAACCUUAGUUAUGUUUGGUUUGUUUUGUGGCAUGUUUGCUGAUUUUUUUUAAAUGAUUUUCUGUUUUUAAAAAAUGUAUGCUUUGCUGAAUAAAAAAAGCACAUUC
Molecule: messenger RNA, 1713 nt
Organism: Odocoileus virginianus texanus
Lineage: Eukaryota; Metazoa; Chordata; Mammalia; Artiodactyla; Cervidae
Source: RefSeq, a predicted model, not a curated record